AUGGAUGAGCGCAAUGAGCCAAAGCAUGAUGCUCGCGGCGCUCUACAUUACUCUGGCACCGGGGCCAGAUCACCAGACCGAGACGAUGAAGACGGAAGAGCCGAGUCGUCGAACAAGUAUCGAAGAAUCGACCAGGAGGGUGCCAGAGCCUCGACGGCUUCCGAGCAAAGCAGCCGUUUUCUGUUUGUCGACUCGUCCGCGAGUGGGCAGCGACCACGUUCUGACCAGCGAGCAAUCAAUGCGCACAUUCAACAGACUGCGCAUAGAAACCGCAAGAAGGCCGCACAGAAGCAGACGACGACAGGAGCGGCGAAUAUAGGACGGUAUCGACGUGAGCCACAGUUGCAACCGCGUCCUAUCGAGCCUCAACCCACCUCUCCUGUGACGCUUGAGCGACAGAACCCUCUGCAAUCACGACGAUCGAUCAGUCGUGAAAACUCUUCGGCACCACGAUCAUCACUCAGUCCCCCAACGGAGGUUGUUGGUCGCGUUCCACCGGCCUCAGCACGAGCGGAUUCCCUUCCAGAAAUUGACCAUGCGCACUUGGACCGGUUACGGCACUACAGCAGCGUCCGUGCAGCGGAAGUUCGUGAGGCCAUCACCGCUCAGCAACAGUCACCGAAUGUAUCGACAGAAAUCGCUCGGCGGGAGGCUUCUCAGGUCGAGGCCACGUCGGUGAGGUCUAUGCUUACACAGAUUCUACAACGGCUGGAUGGUGGUCAUGCGGGCCGCUUGAUUCAACCCUCUAUCACUUCCUCGCUGAAUAACACUCUCCUUGACCCUUUCAAUCUCAGCUCUGUACAUAUUACACCAAGCAUGAAUGCUGUUUUACGCCAUUUUUCCGAAGUUAUGAUACCCAGUGUAUUUCCCACGCGACACCAAGCCGAAAUCCAAAGUCGAUGGGCUUUCCAAAAUGCCGCACAAGAGCCACUGGUGCUGUACUCGCUUCUGGCAAUUGCGUCGGCCGAGCGCAGUUCGCGCUUGGGCCAGCUACGAAGUGGUUCGAUUGAGACAACAUUCACCGAAGCAGACCUCGAAAAUCGCAGCGUGCCGGAUUUUGUCUCGUACAAAGUGAACGCCGUGAGGAUUGCAAAUGAAACCAUGAAAUCGAUGGAAAAGGCCACGCAGGCAUCGACAAUUUUUGCCAUGAUGUGUUUGCUUUCGAUCGAGGUUAUUACGGGAAACUCAAAAGAAAUCUUUGCGCAUGUUUCUGGACUGCAAAAGCUGAUCGCCUGGCGAGGCGGGUAUCAUGGGAUACCUCCUCAUGCUACCGAGCUCAUUCUGUCGACCUCGUACAUGUGCGCUGCCCUAACACGAUCGUUGCCUGCGGCUCCUCCGACGUCGACACUGUCUGCCCUCCCUGCGAGCUUGGUCGAAGAAAUCCGGCAAAACGUGAGCGAGGAUGUCAAAAAAAUGGGCAUGGGGCUCUUGACCCCGGAAAUCGAUGCCAUCAUGGACUGGAGAAUAUCACAAGCGUUUCGGGACAUGAAGGACGUCGUCCAAUACCGUGAAUACUACCACGAGAAGCAGCUGGUCCCCGUGCCAGAGGAGAACGAAUACAUCAACGCCAAGAGCUACCAUUUCCGGUACGCAGCCUUGUCCGCGCCGUUCGAGCCGCGAGAGCCGGCCAGCGACAAGGAAGAGGCCUGUCGUCUGGCGAUGCUGAUUUUCUGGUUCAGCAACUUCCAGAUCUCGCGCCCGGAGUUCGCCCUCAACCGGGCACUGACCGCGCAACUCAAGGCGGCCCUGCAAGCUUCCGACUUGAAGGGUCUCUGGGGUCCGCACUAUGAACUCUUCGUCUGGGUUCUCCUGCUCGGGGCGUACAUAUCCGCGGGACAGCGAGAGAGGCCGUGGUUUGUCCUGAAUCUCGCGCGGGUCUCUAGAGUGCUCCGUUUGCAGAGCUGGGAGGAUGUUCGCCAAGUUCUGUUGAAGUUUUUCUAUCUCGACCGCAUCUACGCCGAGGGCAUGCGGCAGAGUUGGGAAGAAGCGGCGCUGUUGGCGGAGACGCUGGAGGCCGGGCUGUGA
Messenger RNA from Fonsecaea pedrosoi CBS 271.37, 2025 nucleotides. RefSeq lists its product as uncharacterized. Bases 1 to 2025 code for a protein of 674 amino acids. The record is from RefSeq and is a predicted model, not a curated record. Lineage: Eukaryota; Fungi; Ascomycota; Eurotiomycetes; Chaetothyriales; Herpotrichiellaceae. The transcript is spliced from 4 exons.